AUGUCUAUAGCGCUUUUCAAGAAGAAGUUGAAGCCCGCGGAUCCUUUUGAGGAACUGUCCGGGCUUCCGGAGGAGAAGAAGAAGGACCCCACGGAGUUCCUCAGACAAAGCCACCACCCACCGACUGGUGGUGCCGCUGUGACGGGGGAUGCCUCGCACGACGAGUACUAUUCGCCGUUCCGGGAUGCGAUUGCCGUUGAAGAGGCGCAGCGGCUCCGGAACCUGAAAUUCCCCACGACGGGCACGCACGUGACGGAAGAGGCUAGGCGCCGCGUGCCUGAUAUUGACGAGCCCAAGCGCUUCAGCACUGUGGAUGAGCGGCAGCGCCAGCAGCUGCAGGAGUUGGAGCUGAAGGAGGGCCAGCUGCGGCUCUACAAGGAAUCGCAGAAGAUUGUGGAUGUGCGGGGCAAGUCCGAUGUGACUCAGCGGCGAGCAGCGCAGAACACGUCCAAGACGAGUACCACCACGGGAGACAAGGGCGCCCUGGGAGAUGAUGACGCCGUUCUAGUGGACUACAAGUCGGUGCUCAUUGUUUACCCCUCGGGGACGUAUGAUGGUGCCUACGGUCCAGUGACCGACCGCUUGGGCGGCGACGCCAAGGCGACCACUCAGAAGGACGUGAGCGACGUGUCUGUGCAGGCCGCGGACAAGGACUCUGAGGAGGGCAAGCCUCUCUUGGAGCGCUCUUCUACCAAGCGUGCGGCAGAGACAACCGAAAGGAGACACUCUGCGGGACCACUGUCCAACAUCAUGUCCCACAUGCCUUUCAAGUUGCAGAAGGGCGGCAAGCUUGGCGGGCUCUUCAAACAUCACGACAAGGAGCAACUGCUCGUGCCCAACGGCACGCCAGAGGAGCCGGAAGUUGUUCUGCUCACCAACCGCGGCUACAUGUCCAAGGCUGUCUAUGACCGCCUCAACGAUGAAGAGAAGGCGCAUCUUGGCCGUCUAGUGAACUCUGAUGAGGACGCUGCACAGGACUACCAGCUUGUGUCGCAACAUUAUGAAAAGGAGAUUGCAGACCUUGAUGCUGAGAUUUCUAAGCUGAGGGCGGACAUCACCGCUCUGCAGGCCGAGACGGAGGGCCAAAUAGACGGUUUGGAGGCCUCGCUAUCGAAGAACAUACAGGAUAUGAAGGCCGAAAAUGCGGACAAGCAGCACGUUCUUCACGAACAAGCUGAAGCCCAGCGAGCUGAGCAGCUGGCGGAUAAGGAGGAAAUUGUCCAUCAGAACCAGGAGCUGCAGCCAGAAAUUGACCGGUUGCGUAAGCUGAAGGAAAACACCGCUGUUGAGAUAACCGAAUGCCAGGCGCGGAUCGACCAGUUGCAGCAGCAGCUAGACGCCCAAUCGCGCGAGCUACGUCUGGUGACAGACCAGCAGGCCGAGGUUAGUGUCGUGCUUGCUACUCUCCAGGAGCAGAAGGCACAACUUGAGCGCGAGGUAGCAGACUCCAACGAGUUCACCAAGCGGAACAGAGAAGCACUCGAGCGUCUCAACCAAACGGACUACACUGCUACCGUGCGUGAGAUAGACGCCAAGAAUUCCGAGAUCCUGACCGAGAUUGCGAAGAUCAGGCAGGAAAUCGAGUUCCAGAGGAAGGAACUUGUCGCCCUCAAGGAGCGUCCGCAGAGGACUGCGGCGUCGUCGUUUCAGGGCGUGGCAACCGCUGUGCCCGUUGCCAGACACGGUACGAAUGACGUGAAGCCCUUUGCUACCGCCUCCGCAGACCCUAACUCGUCCGCCCUCAAAAACCUCUCCAGCGGCCCAAGCACGAACAAGGAGAGCUCUCUCUAUGACAACGAAACUGCAGACGAGGUCAUUGUCACAGAGGGCGACAGCAAGCCAUCGAGGUUGAUUGUUCUCCCAGACAACUGA
Molecule: messenger RNA, 1872 nt
Organism: Eremothecium gossypii ATCC 10895
Lineage: Eukaryota; Fungi; Ascomycota; Saccharomycetes; Saccharomycetales; Saccharomycetaceae
Exons: 1
Coding region: 1-1872 (623 amino acids)
Source: RefSeq, marked provisional